UUUAUGGCUCACUUUGACAGAUCUCAUAAAGUUUAUAAACAACAAGUGUUUUAAACGAAGCUCCUGAAAAACGUUUUUACAAUUUUUGCAAAUUUAACCAAAAUUAUCACGAAAAAUGGGCACCAAACGACGGAAUAUGGAGGACGAAAUGUCCAGAUUCGAAGCGGAAAUCUCCAAGGCCUCCAAACCUUCCGGCCCGUCCGUGUCCAAUCCAUUCAUCCCGUCCCAGGUGCGCACCGUGAUUGGCUCGCAAACGUACAGCCAGGUCCAGCAGAAACUAGCCACGGCACCGACACGAAUCCCACCUCCGCCUGUGCCACCGUUCCUUCCGACCUACUCCACACCGGUUCCCCAGCAGCAACAGCACCAUCAACAACAGCAAAGCUCACAGCCGGAAAAGUCCUACUCGACGGAACCGAAACCGGUCGUGGUUAGCAGUGCGCCGAAGCUGUACAACGCUCGGCCAACGGUCGGGCUGUUGCCCAAGGUGGACGCUCCGUCGACCUCGAGCAGUUCCAUCGGGCCGACGAUUUCGUCCGCACCGGUGCAAUCGUACGACAUUGGGAACAUUCAGUUUGAGGUGACCACUAAGAUAAAGAAGCAAAAGACGGAGAAGUCCGGACCCAAUCCGAUUGCGGAAGAAGCUAUCAAAGCGGCGAGGGCAUCCUCGGCGUUGCAGUCGUUUGGGAAUGCUGAUCGUAGAGGAAAGAAGGAUCGCAAGACGGUGCGCGUCGCCGGUGGCCAAACCUGGGAAGAUCCGUCGCUGGGCGAUUGGGCCGAUGACGAUUUUCGCAUCUUUUGCGGCGACCUGGGUAACGACGUCAAUGACGAGCUGCUGACGCGCACCUUCAACAAGUUCGCGUCGUUCCAGCGCGCCAAGGUGAUCCGGGACAAGCGCACCAGCAAGAGCAAGGGCUACGGCUUCGUCAGCUUCAAGGACCCCCAGGACUUUAUUCGGGCAAUGAAGGAGAUGGACGGUCGCUACGUCGGCAGCCGUCCGAUAAAGUUGCGCAAAAGCACCUGGAAGAAUCGCAGCAUCGAGCAGGUACGGAAGAAGGACAAGGAAAAGCAAGCCCUUCUUAAUUUGUUCAAUCAAAGCUAAUUAUCUCAAGCAAGGAAAGGGCGAGGGUUUUAGCGGGCCGUUUUGCGUUUCUUUGAAUGAAUGACGAGUAUAAUCAUAAUCACCCUUCAACUGAUGCAACCAAAUGUAUUUCUUAGAAUUUCAUCUUCAAUUACUAUCGCAACCGAUAUUUCUAUCAUAUAGUACUACUAGAGCUGGUAAAUUACUUCCUACAGAUAACUCUCCCUUACAGCAUAGCAUUCUAAGCAGGUAUUCAAAUGUGUUUCUUGCUACAGGCUUGGUCCUCUUCAAAUGAUUUUUACUCAU
Messenger RNA from Culex pipiens pallens (northern house mosquito), 1387 nucleotides. Its product is annotated as RNA-binding protein 42-like. Lineage: Eukaryota; Metazoa; Arthropoda; Insecta; Diptera; Culicidae. The record is from RefSeq and is a predicted model, not a curated record. Gene Ontology annotation, molecular function: mRNA binding. The transcript has 5 exons. Bases 116 to 1102 code for a protein of 328 amino acids.